This is a messenger RNA of Caenorhabditis remanei, 2589 nucleotides long. RefSeq lists its product as uncharacterized. Gene Ontology annotation, cellular component: exocyst; growth cone membrane; synapse. The record is from RefSeq and is a predicted model, not a curated record. Lineage: Eukaryota; Metazoa; Nematoda; Chromadorea; Rhabditida; Rhabditidae. Bases 1 to 2589 code for a protein of 862 amino acids. The transcript has 16 exons. Gene Ontology annotation, biological process: Golgi to plasma membrane transport; exocytosis; chemical synaptic transmission.
AUGAAUGGGAACGGCGCCGCUCCGGUGGCCGCGGCGAGAAGACAACGUCCUAUGCCCACCGAAAGGUCUGCAGUCACUUCUAACGAGACAGGACUUCUAAUAAAUGUAAUUCGUUCUUUGACUUCUUCAGUUUCGGAAGAUCAGAGAGAAGUUGAGAAAUCAAGAUUAGAGAAAGGAUAUAAAGAAUCGGGAGUUCUCAUUGACCGCUUGGUUAAAAAUCAUCAACAGGACGUAGAAAAAUGUCUGGUAUCUUUUCGAGAUGUUUCUUCCAAAAUUUCCAAUUGUCGAGAAAGAAUACACAAUGUUCGAAAUGCACUUCACACGGUUAAAAGUUUAUUGGAGCUCAGAAGAGAUGACCUGAAAAAGUUAUGGCAUGAGAAUGCACAGCAAAAGUCUGUUUGCGAAAUAAUGGCCAAACUAGAAGAGCUUCGAGAAGCGCCAUCAAAAAUCGAGAAUCUUAUAUCAAAGGAACAAUAUCAGCAAGCUGCGGACACGGUUACAGAGUCGAGAGAUUUGAUAAAUGGUCGGCUAUCUCGAGUAGAAGGUCUUUCACAUCUAUCUGCAGAAAUCGAACGAUUCACCAAAAUUCUCAUCGACAGAAUAAAUGACAGCCUGGUCAACAUGUUGGUUGUUGAACCAUUCGAGAAGCAUCUUCUUCAUAUUCUUCGAACCAUUCCUGAACAUCGGAUCAAUCAAAAUUCAUAUUGCCUCUCGCUUCUGACCAAAUCACGAAACAAUUCUGGUUCUGGAUCAUCAUUUAACAACGCUAAAGCUAAAUCUCGGAUAGUGUCUUCUGUAGGAGCUCUGUCAACAAUUCUAAGGACUUCAGAGGAGAGGAAUUGGGAUGUGGACAGACUAAUGAUGCUAGGAAAAAACAUGAUUGACAAAAUGUUAUCUGCUCAAUUCGAUUCCGCCAGUCAGCAACAUGCUGAAUUUGGAGUUUUAGUAGAGAAAAAAUUGGGAAGAAUUGAUGUUCUCACGUCGUUUUGGAGAUCUGCACAAUCUGCUAUUGAGGUUGUAGUUUCGGAGCAUCUCGAUAUUAAUCCACUACUCGAAAAGCAAAAUGUAUUGGUAACAGUCAAUCGGAAACAGCUUUUCCGUUUUGAAAACACUGCAUGUGCCGCUCCGAAUACAAAUUCUUCCAGUCAUCAAGCAAAAGCAUUGAUAUGCAAACCAUCUGCGUAUAAUAUCAAAGUGAUUUUUCCAAUUCUUAGUCGAAUGAUGGAAACAACGGAGAAGAAUAUAAACGAUUCGCCAUGUGAAUUACGACGGUUCAUGCAUUCAUUCGUAAUGCGAGUGUUUGUUGAACGAGUUAAAGGAGAACUUGCAUCAAGGAUCGAAGGAGCUUUGAGAGGAGGAGAAGCUGUUAGAAUUUCCACGAAUAAGAAAAUUCUGCCAUCAUGUGAGAAAGUAUUGAGUUUGUGUAAAGAUAUACACGACUUGAUAAUUUCAAUCGAUCUUUAUGCUGAUCGAUUCGCUGCUCUCUGGAUUCUCGUUCUCACCGAUUACUUCAAAAAUAUGACAGAUGUUUAUGAAAAGAUGACUCCGAAAACAUCAGAUCCUUCACUUCCUUCGUCAGACACUAUUCCUACUAGAUGUCAGAAAAUCUCAGCUGCUUGGACAGCUGAUGACGAUAUUUCACGUCUUCUGAUGAGUCUCCCUAACUGGCAUACUGCUUCGAUUUCUCCAAUGACUCCAGCGGCUGAAAGUGAACAUGAUGUUGGGGAACGAAACAAGAGAGAAUCAGAGAUUCUGAUUGGAAAUCUUGGGACUCAAGCUCACAAUAGUUUGAAUGAGAGUAAUUUGAUAAUUGAUAUGAACGAUAUCAAAAUGUUUGCCAGUCUACAUGAAUCUCUGCGAUGGUUUAGUGAAGAAAUUCGUGAACUCGUUCAUUCUCUUCCUGCUAAUGUAAAAAUGAUGCUCGAUACAUGUAUGGUUCAAGUUCAAUUAAAAGAUGGCCAAAUGAUAGAUAAUAACUCCGUACCUUCUGCAAUCGAAGAUUGCGUCCGCCGUCUUGAAUCUAUCGCCGACUCUUGUCUUUUACUCCUACAUAUCGAAAUCCGUGUUCACUGUUUUUUCCACCUUGCUCCAUUAGCUAAAUAUCGUAAUACAUCGUCUCAUAACGAAGUGGAUCCAGAAGUUGUUGCUCUUGGAAAGGAUCUUCAUCAAUUCCAUGACAACCUGAAAGAUGUUCUAUCGCCUUCAAAAUUAGCUUACGUUUUCGAUGGCCUUGGUCAUCUUUGUGCAUCGUUGUUCAUUCACUACAGUCAAUUCAUGCCACGCCUUACCGAAGCUGCCAAAAAACGAGUUUGUCGAAACGUUUGGGGAGUUCAACAAAGACUAUCGAGAAUCACAAACCGCCGAGAAUUGGAUCUAGAUAGAGCUCGUGCAUUCUUCGAUUUGUUGCUAGAUAACACGCCAGAUGGAAUUUUGGCUAUUGUUCCAGAGAAAAGAUCCUUAUUCACGGCAACAGAACUCAACUAUCUUCUUGCUUUAUCCGUUCGUAGUGAUAAAGCACUCUCCAAUCAACCAGGCGCACUCGAAAAACGACAAAUGAUACUGAACUCUAUUCUCAAUCAAAAGAAAUAA